UAACACUUUGUGUCAUUAGUGUGUUUUCGGGGGGCGGCUGCGUCGGGGCCAUUAACGUGUCCGCGUUGACGCCAGGAGAGAACUGAGGAGUCGGUCCAUCCUGUGGCUGACUGAGAUCAGCUGCAUGUCGACGGAUAUAGAUUUAAAAAGGCUCGGUAUGUCGGAUGAAGAUUCCCGUGCCAGCACAAGCUCUUCCUCCUCAUCGUCCUCAACUCAUCAGCAGCAGCAGGAGGCGAACACCCCCAAGAAACGGGAAAGCAAAGCCAGCAUGAGCAAGCCCCCUUCCAAACUCCUGUCUACCAGCGCCAAAAGAAUUCAGAAGGAACUGGCUGACAUCACGUUGGACCCACCGCCUAAUUGCAGCGCGGGCCCUAAAGGAGACAACAUCUAUGAGUGGAGGUCGACCAUCCUGGGCCCUCCGGGCUCCGUGUACGAGGGGGGAGUGUUCUUUCUGGACAUCGCCUUCACACCAGACUACCCCUUCAAACCACCCAAGGUGACGUUCCGAACGAGGAUCUAUCACUGCAACAUCAACAGUCAGGGGGUGAUCUGUCUGGACAUCCUGAAGGACAACUGGAGUCCUGCGCUCACCAUCUCCAAGGUCCUACUGUCCAUCUGUUCCCUGCUCACUGACUGCAACCCUGCUGACCCUCUGGUUGGAAGCAUCGCCACACAGUAUACAACAAACAGACCUGAACACGACAGGAUAGCCAAACAGUGGACCAAACGCUACGCCACAUAAUCACCACAGCAGCCGCCCUGGGACCACUCGGGGAAUGUGAGGGGGUGGGUUGUUGGCUCUGAGGACGGGGUGGGUGAGUGGAUUUGGGUGGGGUCUCCCAGCAGAGAGGGGGAGCUGGGGCAGGUCGAGGGGGUGGGUGGAUUUUUAUCUUGGAAUUGAAGUCUUAACUCCUGACAUUUUGUUGUUUAUUGUAUUGUUUUUAAGUUAUCUCCGGCCCGACUAUAAUCAGAUCUGGCAAGAACGCAUUUAGUGUUUUCUCUCUGAACUUUUAGUCUGUGCUUGAAGAUGGACGUUAAUACUAAACCGCUAGAUGAAACGUGUCACAGCAUGAUUCCCAGUCAAUGAUGUCAGUGUAAAUUUUUCACAUGUAUUCAAAGUUCCAGUUGGUGUUUGCUUCUCCCUCCAGACUUUGAAAAAGAUGUUUUCCACACGUAGACAUGUUUAGAUAUGGAUGGCUACUGGUUGUGAUUUGUGUUCUGUACUGAUGAAAAAUCUGUUCUGUUUCUCCCUUAAAGAAUUAAACAUGACCAACUGAAGCGUCCCACUUUAA
This is a messenger RNA of Mugil cephalus (flathead mullet), 1292 nucleotides long. It is a transcript of the gene ube2e1, whose product is annotated as ubiquitin-conjugating enzyme E2E 1. The record is from RefSeq and is a predicted model, not a curated record. Bases 125 to 742 code for a protein of 205 amino acids. Gene Ontology annotation, molecular function: ubiquitin conjugating enzyme activity. NCBI's taxonomy places the organism in Eukaryota, Metazoa, Chordata, Actinopteri, Mugiliformes, Mugilidae. Gene Ontology annotation, cellular component: nucleus. Gene Ontology annotation, biological process: protein polyubiquitination. The transcript has 6 exons.